AUGUCGUCAGAGGGUCGCUCUGCCAAGCUUGGUCAACCAUCCCAGCAUGCAGCCUGUCAGGCCGGUAAUACCAACAGUCCUGAGCGAGGCAGCGCGGCAGCAGUAGCUACCUCAGGACUUACUGCUGCCGCUGCUGCUGCCAGUAGGACUGCCGGCCCUGUGCCGCGUAUGAAUGAGGGAGAAGAGGAAUUUGAAGACGAGGAAUCGAAAUAUAUCGCCGAUGAUGAACUAGUCACAAUGGAUAUCAAAGAUCUGAAUCGGCGAAUGCGAGAACUGAACAAACGGGAGCAGGCACGUAUCAAGCAGAGGCGCAGGACGCUAAAAAACCGUGGGUACGCGCAGAAUUGCAGGUCUAAACGCCAGUCAAAAGCCGACUCGCUGGAUAAAAAGAAAUCUGAACUGGAAGACGAGAUCAAAGCCAUUCGGGACGAACUGAAGGCUGCCAAGGUAGAGAGGGAUAGUGUUAAAGCACAAGUUCAUCAGAUUGUUGGCUCAGGCCCGAAAGAAAAAGACCAGCUCCGGCAAGAAUUGCUCGCUAUCAAGAGGACUAUUGGGCAGAGACAGCAGCUUAGACAGCAGCAACAGCAGCAGCAGUCGCUUGAACUGGCAGCUGCAAGGGGGCUUUCACCUCCACCACCGGCACUACUGGACUUGCACCAAGACUCCCUGUUAUAG
Messenger RNA from Sycon ciliatum, 675 nucleotides. RefSeq names its product transcription factor MafF-like. Gene Ontology annotation, biological process: regulation of transcription by RNA polymerase II. The record is from RefSeq and is a predicted model, not a curated record. The coding region runs from base 1 to 675 and encodes 224 amino acids. Gene Ontology annotation, molecular function: DNA-binding transcription factor activity, RNA polymerase II-specific; RNA polymerase II cis-regulatory region sequence-specific DNA binding. The transcript has a single exon. Lineage: Eukaryota; Metazoa; Porifera; Calcarea; Leucosolenida; Sycettidae. Gene Ontology annotation, cellular component: nucleus.